CGCGAGAUCUUGUUUUAACCGGAACUGAGUCCUCGGACGGCCGUCGCUAUGGAUGCAGGAGCGUCGCAGUGCCUGAGAGCUGCGUUCAGCUGCAGUUAAGUUUGAAAACUAAUUUGUUUACACGGACUCCAGUAAUUAACAGAGAACAUGGAGGCUGAUGAUCAGCUGAAUGAACUGCGGCUUCAGUUCCAAGCACUGCAAAAACAGCAGGAGAAAAGGAAACAGGAAAGAAAAAAGGAGAAGCAAGCAGACAAGCUCAAUGUCAGUGGUGCUCAAGAUGAUUUGGAUCUGUCUAAGCAAGGUAUUCAGGCAGAUUGUGACAUUCCUCAAAACAGGCUGCUGCAAAAUACAAAUGAGACCCUGCUAGACCGAUUGAGAGAGCUGAAGGAUGAAAAUGGUCGACUUUUCAAACUUCUGAGUGAGAAGGAUUUUGAAAUUAAACACCUAAAGAAGAAAAGAGAAGAAGAAAGGCUGGCCUUAGCAGGCACGUCAGGUGUGGCAGGAGCUAUAGCUGCCGCCAAGAUCGUUGAGCUCUCCAAGAAAAAUAGAGAGCUAACUGCUGAAAUUGAACAAGAGAAGAUUAAAUCCAAGCAAAAUGGCAACAGAAUCAAAGAGCUCGAGAGAGAGCUACAGGCUGUUUCAGUACAUGGUCUGUCUGGGCAAAAGGCUGAUCCAAAGUCACCAGCUGCAAUGUCAUCUGAAGACUGUGAGCAGGACAGUCCAGUGGUCAAAUCUCUGCAGGAAAAAUUAGCAGCUGCCCAACUGAAAGUGACUGAGUACCGCAACCAGGUUCAGUCUGCCAAGCAAGAGCUGAAAAUGGCUCAGAAGGUUCUGAUUAGUGAGACUGGAGAGGAGGUCAACCUUCAGCAAUUAUUAAGCUGCCCUGGGAGCUUUAGAGGUCGAGCACAGCAGAUACUGGCUCUUCAGACAAGGGUACGGGAGCUCGAGCAGCAGCUGAACAAGUCAACUCAACAAAGGCAGUCAAGUGUUGUGAGUGGAGAAGAAGAGUUUCUGGGCAUGAGUGUCCUUCAGAAGACUCAAGAGAGAAAUCUCAACUACAUUCGCACCAUAGAGAAAGAGAAGAGGGAGGCAUUUGAGAGGCUCUCGGUGGACUAUGAGGCGCUCGUGAAAGAAUACAAAGAUGUGAAGAAAAAGAUGGAAGCCUCCAAAGCCAGGAGCAAAACUCUGUCUGCUGAAAUCAAAACUCUGAAGUUUCGGAUAUCUACCCUAGAGGAGAAGGGGAAACGUGAUGAUGAACUUGUGGAUGCUUUGUUGAAGCAGCAGAUCCAGAUGCAGACGUUGCUGAAACAACUUAGCCAAAAACAAAAUGUACAGAGCAAGGAGAUCCAGCAGAGUGCAGGACAACAGCUGAGCAACAAUCCUUCAGGGCACAGUCCUGUCAUCCAGAGAUUUAAGGAGAUACUUGCUGAGAAAGAUGCCAUCAUCAAAGAACUACAGACAACCCAUCAAUUCUCUGAGAAGAACGAUGACAUGCAUAGGCAGCCCAGCAUCCGGAUAACAAACUGUACUUCUGAUGUUUCUCCAGAAGAGGGAGGCAUUACCAAAAGAAUUCCAUCUUCAGGUUCAGUUUCUAAAUUUGGUCAUAAACUGGUGCUGCCAGCUGUGGGGAGCAACAUAGAAUUCAGAGCGAAAAUGUUGAGCCAGACAUGUUUGGAGGCAGAAGUACCAAGAGGAGCACCACAGGCCAGUGAUCCUGGAGCUGUUUGAGAGGACAAAAUUAGAUCAAAAGUAACCACUGUGCAUACAGCAUGGGAGCAAUGUCCCUCAGCACCAAGGAGUCUGAGCACCGGGAACUGUCCGCAGACAAACCUGAACGAACUGUUCAACAAUCCAGCUAGCAUUUGUAAACAUUGCAUUUCUGACUUUUGACAACACUGCCUUAAACUGGUUCUGGUUCAAGAGUUUUACUAUAAAAUUUAACCAGAUGACAGAAAUAAUGAUGUGCGGUAGCAGACACACUGCAGACAGCAGUGCUCAUUCUGCCCAUAACAUUGGGAGCUGCACAGAGAUGUUCAUGUUGUUCUUGUAUGUUGUCUCUUGGCUGGUCAUUCAGCUGGAGGAAACGCGGGCGCUGAGGGCAUCCCUAAAGAGCACUCUCCACCAUGACCUACAGCUUUCAGUGACGUGAUGAGACAAGUCAGGCAUGUUUUCCUGCAGGCUCUGUGACAGCACAGACAAGACACUAACCAGGGGAACUGGCUGGUCCCUGCUCAGCCUCACUUCCAGCUGAGACCUACCUUCUUCUGUCACAUGUGACAAACAGCAGCCUGCAGGGGAAAAAAAAGCUCUCCUCUUGAGCCACAAACAUUAUAUGACUUUCUUUCCAUUUGAGCCCCUCGAAGACAGUUUGUGACGUGCGGUCAAGUGACCUCGAUUUAACGACUUAAGUACCUUGAGUAGAACAGCCUUCAACUUAACCCUGAUGGCAUCAGACAAGUGUUCCGACUGAUUGCAGGAACGGUUGACGCUGAUAAGACGUCUCCCUGUGGUUUCACAUCUCGUCUGCUCGCUGUUUUAUAAAUGUCACUGUCACAUUUUAUUAACUAUAUGUUUGUCUUUCCUCGGCUGCUAACCUUAAAUGCAUUACAGGUAUUGAGACUAAUACUGUCUGUUUUCAAAGUAAAUAUUUUCUGUAAACCAAAGAAACAUCCAAAUUAAUCAGUGAAAAGGAACCGAAUCCUCACCAAAUAUUUUCAAUACAUUGUUUACCUUCAUGGCAAUGACUUUCGUUGAUUUUUUUUAAAAGGUUUUUUUUGGCUCCAUUUAGUUGUGAAUAAAUGUGCGACAGGCCAGGCUAAAUAGUAAUCACCGCAGUUAAGUUCCCAAAAGUUUCAAUAGUCCUAUUAAAUAUUAACAC
Archocentrus centrarchus (flier cichlid) is the source of this 2878-nucleotide messenger RNA. Its product is annotated as coiled-coil domain-containing protein 13. Gene Ontology annotation, biological process: non-motile cilium assembly; cytoplasmic microtubule organization. The record is from RefSeq and is a predicted model, not a curated record. Bases 148 to 1728 code for a protein of 526 amino acids. Gene Ontology annotation, cellular component: centriolar satellite. NCBI's taxonomy places the organism in Eukaryota, Metazoa, Chordata, Actinopteri, Cichliformes, Cichlidae. The transcript is spliced from 14 exons.